This is a messenger RNA of Dichomitus squalens LYAD-421 SS1, 5517 nucleotides long. RefSeq lists its product as uncharacterized. Bases 205 to 5466 code for a protein of 1753 amino acids. The transcript has 24 exons. NCBI's taxonomy places the organism in Eukaryota, Fungi, Basidiomycota, Agaricomycetes, Polyporales, Polyporaceae. The record is from RefSeq and is a predicted model, not a curated record.
UGACCUGCGGCAACGUCUGAGCUCUGUUUCGUCUGGCUUGCUUUCGUUUGGAUUCAUUAGCUUGGGUAUCGCUCCGUACGCUCUAUUCAGUGGCACUUGUAACGACCGGGCCCCGUGGCUGAGCUGCGCACAACGGUAUACGACUUGCGACGACAAUUCUCUGCCAACGUCUUUUCAUAUUGAACGACCUGCAUAACCAUCGCGAUGGCCAAUCUACGGGAUGCACUUUGGGAGUCUGGAUACGAUGAGUCCGUAGAGGUCAACCAGCGAGCUCUCAUAGACAAGGUCCUUGCUCGCUACUCCGGAGAGUUCACCGUCUUCCGUGAACUGCUUCAGAACUCAGAUGACGCAAGCGCGACAGCCGUAGAGAUCCAUUUCGAGACGAAGGGGUAUGUUGAAAGGAAGAACGCGAAGGCGAACGGUUCCGAGGACCAGCAGGGUCUCCCGGAAGAGGAAGGCUUGCCUGACUUGAAGACUGCGAUGGUGCAUCAAUGGACAUUCAAGAACAAUGGUAUACCAUUCAGGGACGAGGAUUGGAGUAGACUGAAGAAGAUUGCCGAGGGAAACCCCGACGAGGAGAAGAUCGGUGCUUUCGGUGUCGGCUUCUACAGCUUGUUCUCGGUAACUGAAGAGCCGUGGGUCUUCUCUGGAGGCCAAUGGAUGAACUUCUAUUGGAAGGACAAGAAGGAUCAGCUCUUUGCUCGCCGAGGCGCGCGGAAGGAUGCUACCGACAACCCAUGGACCACCUUCCAGAUGGAGUUGCGCGAGCCCACGCCAAUACCCCAGCCCUUUGACUUUACGCGGUUCCUGGCUUCCUCGAUUACCUUCAUGCGGCAUCUGCUGGACGUCAGCGUCUUCUUGGACGACAAACGACUGUCGAGGCUUACCAAGUCCCCUGGCUUACCCAAGGCUCUCGCGCUGCCGAAGACCCUGAAGCCUUCCAGUCCUCUCAACACCAUGACUGUCAAUGCCAUACAAACUACCCCCCUCUCAAUCAAGGCAGAAGUGAUGCAAUGGGUGUACAUGGCAGGGACGGAGAAGCCACAGCCAAAGAAAGAGCCGCCGAAGCCUGCUACAGCAAGUGGGGGCGGAGGGUUCUUCUCCUCGCUCUUCUCUGGGUUCGGUAGUUCUGGGCAACCUUCUCGCGCAGUGACGCCCGCGCCCGCACCCCCGCCCGUUCCCAAAGUCAAUCCUAAGGCGAUCGUGGAGUCGAGCGUCGUGUUGUCGAUAUUCACCGCAGAUGUCGCGGUGAAGCUGGAUCAGAAGAUGAUUGCGGAGCUCAAUAGGUCCACCAAGAAGAACCCGCCUACGAGGAUGAAAUACGAGUUGAUCUACACUGGCAAGGAUGAGUAUGAUGCCAGUAAACGGGAGGAUGAGAAGCACGGCAAGGCUACUGGAAGUGUAUUCCAAGGGCUCCGCGCUGACAUCGAAGGGACAGGUCAAGCGAAGGUCUUCAUUGGCCAUUCUACGGGUCAAACCACUGGCCUGGGCGGCCAUAUGUCUGCUCGCUUCAUCCCGACGGUCGAGCGAGAAUCGAUCGAUUUGGUCGACCGCAACGUCGCUAUUUGGAACAAGGAACUCCUAUACAUCGGCGGCCUCCUUGCGCGAGCAGCAUACGAGAUUGAGAUGAGCCACAUACGACAAUUGUGGGACGAUGAGCUACAAACAGCACGGGCCAUCGCGCCUGACCGGGGCGUGGAUCCUGAGUUGCUUGCGCAACUGCGCGCCAGAGCGAUCCACGCUCUCAAAUUCUUCACUUUCCACCCUUCCACGCCAUCAGCUGUCGUCUCGGCCGCUCUGGAAGACGCUUUCUUCGCAUGUUCAGCGAGCAAGUCCUUGUUCACGGGCUCGAAGAUGCCCUUCCCGAUCAUGUCUACGACAGGCGUACGAGACGCGACGGAGGUCCGCUACCCCGAUCCUGCCUUCAGCGGCUUCGUGAAAGAGCUACCGGUCGUGCCAGAAGAGAUCCUCGAGCAAGCCAAGCCCAUGGUAGACACGCUCCGAUCCCGUGGUUUGCUGAAGGAUAUCACAUUUGUGGACGUCCUGGAGGAGCUCCGCAACAGGCCUCUUACCGAGCCGGAAAUGAUCACCUGCUUCAAGUGGUGGAUCGACAUGUACCAGACUAGCAGCGCGACGAACCUCGAGUACAUCCGCACACAGCUGCUCAACGCCGCCUUGCUCUUGACUGAGGGAAAGGACGGCAAGACGGGGCAGGUCAUCCCGCUGUCCGUCGUCGAGAGCUUCCUCAACAGCAGGAGCACUGGCUCGCUCAUCCCCACAGACGGCCCGCUCCCGCCACACCUCCUGCCCGUGGUGAUCUCGCGGCAUUUCGACCCCACGUCGCUUAUCACCGCUUUCGGCUGGCGCGAGCUCACCGUCGUCGAGUGGCUGCAGCACGUUGUCAGUCCCCCGGCGCCGCACGACCCCGAGCACGACGUGCACCUGUCCCCGCAGUGGGCGGAGCGCGUCCUGCAGGUCCUCACGCGCGCGAGUCAGUCGCUCUCGCGGGCGCGCCAGCAGGAGGUGGCGGAGAUCUUGAAGGAGCACGCGUGCAUCCCGACGUCGGCUGGGCUGAGGAAGCCGGAGGAGGCGUACUUCCAGAACGCGCAUGUGUUCCAUGACUUGCCGAUCGUGACGCUGCCGUCGGGCGCGGCUGUCAAGGGCCCGCUCGAGAAGUUCUUGCAAGCGGUGGGGGUGAGGAAGCAUGUGGACCUGCAGAUCGUGUUCAAUCGCAUGAUCAAGACCGGCGACUGGACUAUCGCCGAGCUGAUCAAGUAUCUGGUUGCCGUGCAGACGACGUUGACCCCCGUCGAGUUCGAGAGGCUGAAGAAUACGUCGGCAUUCCCGAGAGAACGCCGUGAGGGCGAGCAGUUGCCGGAGAACGGAAAACUGCCGAGGUACAAGGCGUCAGACUUGUACGAGCCGCUUGAUGUCUUCAGGGAGUUGAAGUUGCCUGUGAUCGACUGGGGGACUCAGCCAAAAUGGCGCGGCAACUCGGAGGAAGCCAAAUUCCUGUUCAAGCUUGGUCUUCGCAGGUACCCGCCUUUGCCAGAGCUGAUAGGUCUCGCUGCCAGCAAAGACGAGGUGAUCCGGACUGCGGCCCUCAAAUACUUCUUCGACAACUACACUACUCGUUACUCCGAUUACGAUCCAGAAAACUUCUCCAAUGUCGCCUUUGUUCCCACAAUGAAGGACAGCAGCAAGAUCCUUGCGCGGCCGCACGAAGUCGUCUCUUCACCGGAAUGGGCUUCUCUGGGUUUCAUGAUCGUCGACCCGUCUCUGAAGGGAGAAGCACUCAUACACCUGAAGAUACAAGAGAACCCGCCUACUAUCAAACUCGUCAAUCUACUGAGGACAAGUCCUCCGCCCACCGAGGAUAUAGCUAGGCAAUGGUUCAACACGCUUGCCAGUCGCGUUGUCGCAUUCACCCCCACUGAGCUGCGUGCGUUAUCCCAGUUCCCAUUCGUGCCUGUGAAGGGCGCAAAUGGUGCCAUACGCCACCUUCCUCCCGUACAGUGUUACUUCAAGGGCGACUCGAACGCCCAGUUCCAUUCCAAGCUGUUCACGUUCGUCGACUUUGGGACAACUGCCAAUACGUUCUUGAGUGCUUGCGGUGUCAAACAUGAGCCCUCGGUGGAGGAGAUCGCGAAGAUCCUCCUGGACAACCCUCGACAGUUCUACGAGCUUGCCGAGGGUCGUGAGCAUUAUCUGACGGAGCUCCGUAACAUCGCGGUGAACAGGCGUCUUGUGUCCUCUGGCACUAUGACGAGGAUGAAACGUUCGGCUGUUUUGCUAGGAUCCCGACGGGUCAGGAAGAACAAGCCAGUCGCUAGCAAGAAGCAGUUGGACGACUCUCCUGGAGAACUUGAAGAGGAAGAUUGGGACUACCAGUUUGACUUGUUGACGCCUGACAAGGUCGUAAUAGCGGAUGAGACCAACGCGUAUCAACUGUUUGGUGACACGAUCUUCUCCGCCCCCCAGGAGGACCUUCUCGAAGAAUUCUACGCCGAUUUGGGCUGCCGGAGGCUGAGUACCUUGGUUCGAGAGCAGUACCACACGAGCGGCGAGGUCAUUGGCUCGCGCAAAGCGGCCGAAACGCGCGCCCUCAUUCUGGAACGUCUCCCGCUGUUCUUACACGAGCACACCCAUACGAAGACGCGCGUGUCUUACUCUUGGCUCAAUAACGACAAGAACUUCGUCGUCAAGACCUUUGGAAAGCUCACGGUCACGAAGACGCUACAGUUUGACGCCAAGGUGGCCUCGAAGAGUCAGGAUGCUUCUGCAGUCGCGAGGCGAGUGGGUAGCAAUGGACCCAUUGAAUUGUGGUUGGCUGGCAAUGACCAGGUCGACAUGUAUGAGGUGUCAACGUCGAUGUGCCGCCUGCUCUUCACUUCGCCAAAAGUCAAUGAUGCCCUUCUGUUCAUGACCAUCUUGUCGACGGACCUCCGUGCAUUGCGGAGGAGAGGAUACAACGUUGACCGUAUCUUGCGACAGCAGAAAGCAGACAGGCUCGCUGCGGAGGAAGCCGCCAGAGCAAAGGCACGCGUUACAGUCGCUAGCCAAUCUGCCGCAAGCUCUUCCUCAGACACCUUGAUCUCCCAAGCCCCCAGACCCGAAGGAAAGCUCGGUGGAGCCUUGCCUCCCAAGGACGCGCUCAUCGACCAUAACGGGCCUGUUGUUCCUGAGAAGUCGACAUCGAAGCCUGCCCGCCCUUUGAGUCAGAUGCUGAACGUGUUCAAGAGAGGAAGGGGCGAUGACACUGCGUCAAUCGCUGGACCCAGCGAUGCCCCUGCUCUACCGCCUAAGGACGGCGCUGGUGGAGAACCUCAGAUGCCUCUGCUACCACCUCCACGGCCCGAUCGUCCGCGUACUCCCAAUCCUCAGGCAACGCCAAGGAGCUCCAUUGCAUCGAAUAUUGACCUUGCAAUCAGGGCUUGUAAGGAAGAGAGAAACGAGACGCUCAGGAACAGACAGCAGAUGCAAAUGGUCAAGGAAUCUCUCAACGAGGGAUACUGUGACAUCUCUGGACAUCCUACCGACAUGACUGUGGUCGGUGAAAUGGGCGGCAUCAAGAUCUACGUCGCUAAAGACGUUCCAGAUGCCCGGACAUUGUUGCAGCAGAAGAACGAGUCGCUGGCGCGUUUCAUCUACACCAUUCGGCCCCUCCAGGAAGUUUAUACACUGCCUCCGACGAGCUUGCAUAUCUUCUACGACCGGGCCGGGGAACUUAUCGCGUUCAACAGGAACGCAAGCUUGUUCCUGAAUCUGAGAUACUUUGAACAAUGGCACGACGCAGAAGUGCAGGCAGGCGAUAUGACGAACGCCUAUACAUCAUGGUACUUCACGCUAGCCCAUGAGAUCGCUCACAACCUUGUCUCUGCACACAACUCGGAGCACGAGUUUUAUUUCUCCUCAAUCUGCGAAGUUUAUCUGCCUGCUUUCAUGAAGCUUGUCUCGGGCAAGUAGACAAAGGACCUAGAAGGACGUUCUCAUGCAUUGUUCCCUGUAAUUUAUUCU